Molecule: messenger RNA, 933 nt
Organism: Pseudonaja textilis
Lineage: Eukaryota; Metazoa; Chordata; Lepidosauria; Squamata; Elapidae
Source: RefSeq, a predicted model, not a curated record
AUGGAGAGGGCGCUAAACCUGCCUACAGACGAAGACUUGUUCCACAAGAGCUACAGCGCCUCGGCCAAGAGAAUGGAGUCUGCCUUUCGUUCACCCCCGGGGCUCGACCUGGCCGCCCACCAGCAACAGCAGCGCGAGUCGCGGCAAGCGCCGUCGCCUCUGAGCUGCUACGAGCCGGCUGACUCCGAGGUGCUGCUGAGGGAAAGCGCGGCCGGGGCACUGGUGGCCGGGGACCCGCUGGGCGGCUCGGUCUGCGUCAAGUACGGGCAGAGCACGACCAGCCGCAGCUCGGUAGCCGAGAGCAGCGGCGGCGAGCAAAGUCCGGACGACGACAGCGACGGGCGCUGCGAGUUACUGCUACGGGGCCCCGGCGGAGGCAGCGGCUCCGGAGUCGUCGUCAGCUCUGGGGGCGCCCUACUCAAGGCGCCGGAGGGCGGCGCCUGCUCCAAUAGCCACCACGGCAGCGGCGGCGGCGGCGGGGGCAAGAAGUCCAAGGAGCAGAAGGCGCUGCGGCUCAACAUCAACGCCCGCGAGCGGAGGCGCAUGCACGACCUGAACGACGCGCUCGACGAGCUGCGGGCCGUCAUCCCUUACGCCCACAGUCCCUCGGUGCGGAAGCUCUCCAAGAUCGCCACGCUUCUCCUGGCCAAGAACUAUAUCCUGAUGCAGGCGCAGGCCCUCGACGAGAUGCGCCGCCUUGUCGCUUAUCUCAACCAGGGCCAGGCGAUUUCGGCGGCCUCGCUGCCCUCUUCAGCGGCGGCCGCGGCGGCUGCAGCGGCUGCUUUGCACCCGGCUCUCGGGGCCUAUGAGCAGGCGGCGGCAGGCUACCCUUUCAGUGCCGGCUUGCCGCCCGCCACCUCUUGCCCGGAAAAAUGUGCCAUUUUCAACAGCGUCUCGUCCAGUCUCUGCAAACAGUGCACGGAGAAGCCUUAA